UUUAUCAUUCUUACAUCUUCUUCAUCCACACAACAACACAAUCAUAUUCUCUCAAGAUUUGUUCCACCUAUAGUACAAUGGGAAAUGCAGCUGUGACUCCAUGCUUUCACCAGAAAAGUUCAUCAGAACCAUUGUUGUCAUCGAAACUUAUAUUCUGGGAUGGUAGCACGAGAUGUCUGAAGGGUAAGCACGUGGCUGGUGAGAUCAUGUUUGAGUUCCCAGAUAAGGUUGUUUGCCAUGCAGAUUCCUUCUUUAUAGGACACCCAAUUCCUGCUUUAGCAGUAGAGGAUGAGUUGAUGGUAGGUGAAGCCUAUUUCGUUCUUCCCAUUCAGUUCUUCACAUGCAAAACCCUUUCUGUCUCUUCACUCUUGUCCUUGGGAUCAUCCCCUAACAAGGCCACUAUCAAAUUUGGGGAAUGCGCUUUUGAGUACUUGAAAGGGUCCAACGGAAGGGUACUCAUAAAGGUCAUGCCUCAGUUCAUCACAAUGCUCAUCAAUAGAGGUAAAAGAUGCAACCCCACCACCACUCACAACAGCUUUCUCUGCAGCACUCCUGAGUUGAAAAAACACUACCAAAUGCUUGUCAAGUCUAAGGAUCAGGUUUGGUCACCUAAGCUUGAAACCAUUUCGGAGCACAAGGUUCGGUUUUCACCAUGUAGAUUUAUAGGUUUAGAAUGGAAGGAAAAGGAAAAGACAGAGGUUGUGUCUUCUUGAUAGUUUUCAUGUAUUUUCAGUAGAUGUUUCAAAUUUGUACACUCAUACAUUACAAAUAGAUACUUCAACUAAUUACGGCACCAGUUUUGUUCAUAGUUUUGUGGAAGGGAUAUGCUGAGGAAAGUUGUUUGGAAAGUAGUCAAAAUUGAUGUACUGAAAUAAAGCUUUUAAUGACUAGUUCAUGCCCCCUCACCCGGUUUUGGUGUCAGAAACAUGGUCUAAAUUAUGGU
Molecule: messenger RNA, 943 nt
Organism: Vigna angularis (adzuki bean)
Lineage: Eukaryota; Viridiplantae; Streptophyta; Magnoliopsida; Fabales; Fabaceae
Exons: 1
Coding region: 78-713 (211 amino acids)
Source: RefSeq, a predicted model, not a curated record